This is a messenger RNA of Solanum pennellii, 3417 nucleotides long. Its product is annotated as cytochrome P450 81E8-like. Gene Ontology annotation, molecular function: iron ion binding; monooxygenase activity; oxidoreductase activity, acting on paired donors, with incorporation or reduction of molecular oxygen. NCBI's taxonomy places the organism in Eukaryota, Viridiplantae, Streptophyta, Magnoliopsida, Solanales, Solanaceae. The coding region runs from base 1882 to 3336 and encodes 484 amino acids. The transcript has 2 exons. The record is from RefSeq and is a predicted model, not a curated record.
AAGAAUGUUUCACGAAAUAACGAUAUUGUAUUUGCAAACCAUCCUCUAAGUAUGGCUGGAUAUAAGUUAUCCUUCAAUUAAUUAUAAGAUCAUUAUAAUCAGAGCUCUCGUGUUUGAGUUCUUUAAUACAUAAUCAUCUUGGUUAGAGAGCGUCUUACAAUCCAAUACGGAAUUAGUCUAGACAAGCACGUACACUGGAUACUAGAUGAGAAAAAGUUAAGAACAAGAAUCAAACCCAUAUCAAACUGAACAACAUUAAAAACACAUCAAUUCUCCAAAUACCAAAACAUCUAAACUAACUUUAUAAACUAUCCAUAAACUCCUUAUCAGUUUCAAGAGAAGCCAUGAAGUGAGGUAAAAGGCACACUUCCAAAUCCAUGCUACCAACACCUUCAAUUCCUUCGUACAAACUAACUUCCCCAUCAAACUUAUGUGCAUAUCCACUUCUAAGUGCCACUCCUUUUCCAAAUCCAAAUUCAUGUCCAUCAUGGUUAAUGGCUCUAUCAUGAUCGAAAAACGAUUGGACAAUUAAAGGCACAUCUUUUGGUGAAAGUAUAUCAGAAACAGUUGAAUCAAGAUUAGCAUGGAUAAAUCUUGCACCAGGGGUAUUAACACAGUUGAUCGAUAAAGACGGUGUAAAGAGGGGGACUUUCUUGUUUUAAGUGUUUUGAAACGACCAGCUAAUGGGUAAAAAUGAACAAAGGUGAUUGAGAGUGAAUUCUUUAAGCUUUUGCAAUAGAGGAUCAAGUUGAAAAGAUGAUGGCUUGGUGAAAAGGAGACCUUUUUGGAUAUAUUGAAACGAAAGCAUGGCUAUAUCCCAUGAUGAUAGAUAAACAGGCUUUUUCGACUCUUCUGAAUCGUAAAGUGGCUUGAUGAAACAAUCUGAAAUGUGUUGAACAGUAGGUGAAGAUGCCAUUUGUUUUUGCUUCUUGUUAUUGCAGUAUGAAGAUUUGGUUUUUUUAGAGUAUUUAAUGCCUAGUUCUACCUACUAACACCCUCGUUUGGAUGAUUGUUACCCGUUGUGUUGUAUUGUUAGUUUAGAUACAAUGUUCGUUUUUAUUCUAGAGAAAAUUAGAACAAGGAAGAGCCUUUGGAGGCUAUUUGUAUUCCGCGCCAGUACUGUUUUCAGUUACUUAAUCUGCUCUAAGUCAAUUCAUUGCAGUAUAGAUCUGCUCCUGCUUAUGUAAAAAAUUUGAAUUUACCUUUGUGUUCUGUUAGAGUGAGUAAAAACCUCAUGUUGGUUGUGGAAUGGAAUAGACUUGGACAAUCCUCCCCUCGUAAACUAACUCUAGAUUGACCAUCGCCCAUCGGCCUUAGGAUGAAAGGUUGUGCUAAGACUCACUCUGCUACCCAACGCGUUCCGUAGGCUUUGCCAUACGGCUGGCCUUAGUCUGUACCUUGAUUUUAUUUCAUAUUUGUUGCAUGUGAAACACCCUUAAAAUAUGGAGCCCCAUACAAUCAAAUCGAAUAAAAUCUCUAUCUACAAUGUCAGCGCCAUAUUUUGUAAUAGCAGAAACCUUUAAACUUUAAAAGAUAAAAGGUUAACGUGUUGACGUGUUGUAGUCUUAAGGGUGAAAUAAUAUCUUACAAGAUCUAAAAAUCAGCUCAUUCAUUAAAAUAAGUUCAAAGUUAAAAGACUUUUUAGUGUACACAUGCAUUUGACAUCAGUGCUUACUUCAAUUUAAUUGACCUUAUAAUAAACGACAACACAAAAUCUUUUGAAAUUAAUACAAUCAGCCCAUGCAACAACAUUAUUGGAUAAAGUCUUUCCUCUGCUAGGGCCUUGUGUCUUCGCGAAGCUUUUGAAAAGAUUUGAUUCUUUCUACUAAACUCGGUGGUUAAAGUAUUGCUUUCAUUCGGCGAAAAUUAUUAUUCGUGAAUAUGGAGAUUGGAUUCAUAUUACCAACUAUACUCUUGAUUUUCUCCAUAUUUUUUUUUCUAAAAUUGCAAAAUGCAAGAAGGAAAAAUCUUCCUCCAAGUCCACCAUUUUUACCAAUUAUUGGACAUCUCCAUCUCCUCAAAUCUCCAAUUCACCAAACCUUCAAAUCACUUUCUAGCAAAUAUGGUCCAAUUAUGUACCUAUAUUUUGGUACAUCUCAAGUGAUAAUCGUCUCCUCUGCCUCAAUCGCGGAGCAAUGCUUCACGAAAAAUGACAUUAUUUUCGCGAAUAGACCAAAAUCUCUAGCUAGUAAACACCUUGGCUAUAACCACACAACAAUUGGAUUCUCACCUUAUGGUGACCAUUGGCGUAAUCUUCGCCGAAUUUCUAAUAUUCAAAUAUUUUCCACUUUUACCCUCAACAGCUCCUCUUCCAUCCGCACGGAAGAAGUCCAAUUCGUUGUUAAAAAUUUAAUCCAAGAGUACAAAGGAGGAAUUACUCAAAAAGUGAAACUGAAAAUUCUAUUUGAGAAAUUAGUUUACGAUGUGUUAACGAAAAUGGUUGCAGGUAAACGUUGGGCCGAGUCAUCGACUGAUGACUUGUUCGGCCCAACUAUGAUUAUGAACAUUUGUGAUUAUAUUCCAAUACUUAAAUGGAUUGGAUUUCAAGGACUGGAGAAGAAUUUGGUGGAGUUGAAGAUAAGAAGAGAUGAAUUUCUUCAGGGCCUAAUCGAUGAAUGUCGAAAGAGCAGAGCUGAUAACAAAACAAUAAUUCAUACGUUGUUGUCUUUGCAGAGAGGCCAGCCAGAAUGUUACACAGAUGAUAUUAUUAAGGGUGUCAUCAUGGUAAUGUUUACUGCUGGAACACAUACAUCAGCUGUAACAAUGGAAUGGGCAAUGUCACUGUUACUAAACCAUCCAGAGGUAAUGAAAAAGGCUAGACUCGAAAUCGACAACCUCAUCGGAGAAACACGUCCAUUAGAGGAACCAGACAUCCUUAAAUUACCAUAUUUGCGUUGCAUAAUCAAUGAAACAUUAAGGUUAUUUCCUGCUGGACCACUUUUAGUCCCACAUUUUUCAACACAAGAAUGUACAAUUGAAGGUUACCAUAUUCCUAAAAGUACAAUAUUGUUUGUAAAUAUUUGGGAGAUUCAAAGAGAUGGUAAAAUUUGGGAAGAUGCAAAUGAGUUUAAGCCAGAGAGAUUUGUAGGGGGGAUUGAAGGAUGUAAAUUUAUACCAUUUGGUAUGGGUAGAAGGGCUUGUCCUGGUUCUGGACUUGCUAUGAGGUUAAUUGGUUUAGUUUUGGGCUUAUUUAUUCAAUGUUUUGAGUGGGAAAGAAUUGGGGAAGAAUUGGUGAGUUUAGAUGAAAGUUGUGGGCUUAUGUUAAGUAAACUUGAGCCUUUAGAGGCAUUGUAUAGGCCUAGAGAGUCUAUGGUUGCACUCUUUUCUCAACUUUGAGUUUAAUAUGAAAUUAGUAGAACGUUAUGUGUGUAAAGAUCGCGUUCAGUUCGUGAAUUUUCACUGGAUAUAUUUUUUUUU